Triplophysa rosa is the source of this 7578-nucleotide messenger RNA. RefSeq names its product ATPase 13A3 (gene atp13a3). Gene Ontology annotation, molecular function: polyamine transmembrane transporter activity; ATP hydrolysis activity; ATPase-coupled monoatomic cation transmembrane transporter activity. Gene Ontology annotation, biological process: intracellular calcium ion homeostasis; polyamine transmembrane transport. The transcript is spliced from 34 exons. The record is from RefSeq and is a predicted model, not a curated record. Gene Ontology annotation, cellular component: late endosome membrane. NCBI's taxonomy places the organism in Eukaryota, Metazoa, Chordata, Actinopteri, Cypriniformes, Nemacheilidae. Bases 289 to 4062 code for a protein of 1257 amino acids.
UCCUGUGCGUCAUUUCCUACGCACGCUGAGCCAGAUCUGGGCAGUCUGGUACAAACACAUUCAUCUGCCGUCAACAGAGCAUAGGAGGCUGAGUCCCACGUUUCUUUGUCCGCGAUUAUAACGCUUCUAUCAUGACCCGAAGGUGAUCCUCGGUACCGGUGGUUCUGGGUCUGCACGGUGAAAACGAACAAGAGAGAGGCCACUUUUAAAGUGAAGGGAUUGCCCAGGGCCACAGCACCCAGGAUCUGAAGGAGAACAGCAGUUAUUUGGGCCGCACUAAAAUUCAGGAUGGAGAAGGAAGACCUGAAAAUGAUCAACAUGGACUUGGAGGAUGAGAUGGAGCUGCAUGGAUAUCGCCUGUGCCGAUGGAAGUUGGCUCUGGUGGGUUUCGGUGGUCUCUGCACGGGAGGUUUUCUUUUUCUUCUGCUCUAUUGGAUGCCUGAAUGGUGUGUGAAGGCCACCUGCUCACGGACCACCGUCAGAGAGGCCGAAGUCGCCCUCUUACAAAGCACUGAUGAGUUUAAACGCUGGUUCCGAGCGAAGGUUCGGAUAAUGUUGGCCCCUGGGAAGAACCCUUAUGACAGCAUGGCCUCUCAGACCGCCUCCCCCCAGGCCAACGAUGACUAUCACGCCCACAAUCAAUCUGACUCCGCCCCUCAGAAAAUCACCAGGAUUGCAGAGAACCAGCAUGUGCAGAUACGUUAUUUUACCCUCCACAGCACUAAAUACUUUUGGAACGAUGGCAUCCAGAACUUUGAAGUAUUGAAGGGACUAGAAGAUCUGGAUAUGACCUGCUCCUCCAUUCACUCACAGCACAGCGGAGGGCAAAGCAAAGACCAGCAGGAGUACAGGAGAUUUUUCUUCGGACCAAAUGAAAUAGAUGUGAAAGUGCCUUCUCUUUUCAAGCUGCUAGUUAAGGAGGUCCUCAAUCCUUUCUACAUCUUCCAGCUCUUCAGUGUUAUCCUGUGGUGUACGGAUGAAUAUUAUUACUACGCAAUGACCAUAGUCGUCAUGUCGUUUAUAUCAAUAGUUACCUCUCUCUACACUAUUAAGAAGCAAUAUGUAAUGCUACACGACAUGGUGGCGACACACAGUACUGUUCGAGUUACCAUCUGCAGGGGCGACAACGAAACGGAGGAAGCCCUGUCCACGGAUCUGGUCCCUGGUGAUGUCAUUGUUAUCCCCAGCAACGGGACCAUCAUGCCCUGUGACGCAGUGCUCAUCUGUGGAACGUGCAUUGUUAAUGAGAGCAUGCUCACAGGUGAGAGUGUUCCGGUCACGAAGAUGGACCUUCCGAACCCUCAGCUGGACAAGAGGAGUGGAGAGGGUGAUGUCAUCUACGGCACAGAGAGUCACAAGAGGCACACGCUCUUCUGCGGCACAAAUGUCAUUCAGACCCGCUACUACACAGGAGAGAUGGUCAAAGCCGUGGUGGUCAGAACCGGUUUCAGCACUUCUAAAGGGCAGCUCAUUCGUUCGAUCCUGUACCCCAAACCCACUGACUUUAAGCUGUACAGAGAUGCCUACAUGUUCUUGCUGUGCCUGGUGGGCGUGGCCAGCAUUGUCUUUCUCUAUUCAUUGGUCAUGAAAGUCCUCAACCAGGAACCGGUGAAAGAAAUCAUUGUGAAGUCUCUGGACAUCAUUACCAUCACAGUGCCUCCUGCCCUCCCGGCAGCCAUGACAGCUGGUAUUGUCUACGCUCAACGCCGCCUCAGGAAAGUGGGGAUAUUCUCCAUCAGUCCACAGAGAAUCAACAUCUGUGGCCAGCUCAACCUGGUGUGCUUCGACAAGACAGGAACUCUUACAGAAGACGGUCUGGAUAUGUGGGGAAUUCAACGAGUUGAAGAGGGCAGAUUCCACCUUUCAGAAGAAAAAGCUGAUGAAAAAAGCUUAGUGACGACAAAGUUUGUAUCCUGCAUGGCCACCUGUCACUCCCUCACAAAGAUCGAGGGUCAGCUCUCUGGAGAUCCACUCGACCUCAAGAUGUUAGAGGCCACAGGCUGGAUCCUCGUGGAAGCCACAGAAGAAGAGACGGCUCAACAAGAUCGCAUUGAACUCACCUAUGUCAAACCGCCCAAUCAGCUUCUUCCUCCACCGGUCAUAUCACCUGAACAGGACAUGGAGCUGUCUGAACUGUAUGAGCUCUCGGCGUCAUACAUGAUCGGUAUUGUGCGGCAGUUCUCCUUCUCCUCCGCCCUGCAGAGAAUGAGCGUGGUAGUCCGUCAGAUUGGAGAAAGGCGUAUGGAUGCUUACAUGAAAGGAGCGCCGGAGGUCGUGGCAAGCCUGUGCAAAAAAGAGACCGUACCUGAGGAUUUUGCUGAGGUUCUGGAGGACUACACCAAACAAGGUUUUAGGGUCAUCGCCCUAGCACACAGACGUCUCGAGUCCAAACUCACAUUUCACAAAGUGCAGAACAUCAACAGGGAUCAAAUAGAAAAGAAUAUGGAUUUCCUGGGCUUGAUAAUCAUGCAAAACAAGCUGAAAACUGAGACUCCUGGGGUGCUGGAGGAUCUGCGGCGUGCAAACAUACGCACAGUUAUGGUCACAGGAGACAACAUGCUGACGGCCAUUUCUGUGGCACGAGACUGUGGCAUGAUUCAGCCACAAGACCGAGUCAUUAUUGCCGACGCUCUGCCUCCUAAAGACGGACAGGCUGCCAAGAUCACCUGGCACUAUGCCGACAAACCCAGCAAACGCUCUAAUAAGCCUACAAAACUAGAGGAGAUGGAGAUCAUAAUGGAAGACGGACACUGUGUGGAUGAGCAGAGACCUCAGGAACAUUAUCACUUUGCCAUGGGUGGAAAAUCUUUUGCUGUCAUUACCGAGCAUUUCCAAGACCUGAUGCAGAAGCUGGUACUUCAUGGAACAGUGUUUGCGAGGAUGGCACCUGACCAGAAAACUCAGCUUGUUGAGACGUUAGAAAGUGUAGACUAUUUUGUUGGAAUGUGUGGUGAUGGAGCAAAUGAUUGUGGGGCACUGAAGAGGGCUCAUGCCGGGAUCUCCCUGUCAGAAUUGGAGGCGUCAGUGGCCUCUCCGUUCACCUCCACAACUCCCAGCAUCACCUGCGUCCCUAAUCUGAUCAGGGAGGGCCGAGCGGCUCUCAUCACCUCAUUCUGUGUGUUUAAGUUCAUGGCUCUCUACAGUAUUAUUCAAUGCCUCAGUGUCGCACUGCUGUACUCCAUUGACAGUAACCUUGGAGAUUUCCAGUUCAUGUUUAUUGACAUAGCCAUCAUCCUUCUAAUUGUCUUCACCAUGAGUCUGAACUCCGCGUGGAAGGAGCUGGUCGCCCGCCGGCCGCCCUCCGGUCUCGUCUCAGGUCCUCUUCUCUUCUCAGUUCUGACCCAGAUUCUGAUCUGCCUGGGUUUCCAGGUUGUGGCCUUCCUCUUGAUCCAAAAUGUGGACUGGUACUUGCAGUCAGACAUCUACAACUGCUCUGCACCCAGUCACACGGAGAUCUCCAAUAACACCACAAAUAAUGAAAAGAAUAUCAUGAAUGAUGUGAACACCACACUGUUCUUCGUCUCAUCGUUCCAGUAUCUCAUCAUUGCCAUCAUUUUCUCCAAAGGAAAACCUUUCCGCCAGCCCAGCUAUAAGAACUGGCCGUUCGUCCUCUCGUGUUUACUUCUCGUCGUUUUCUUAUUUUUCAUCAUGUUCUUCCCCGUUUCUGGCAUUUAUCAAUUUUUGGAACUGGUGUGUGUUCCUUUGAGCUGGCGCUUGACUAUUUUGUUUAUUGUGCUGAGUAACGCUUUAGUGUCCUUCUUUACUGAGACCGUCGUGCUUGACGUCAUCUUAUGGAAGCAUGUGUUCAGCAGAGACAAGCAGGGAAGUUAUGACGUCUCCCCUGCAGCCCUGACACCACAGGAAGGAAUAGACAUGUAUAGCUACAGAUGCCUCUCCCGGUUGUGUUGCCGUCGGAGAAAAGUGCCCAAGGCCCGGUACAUGCACCUGGCCCAGGAGCUGAGCGUGGAUCCCGACUGGCCGCCCAAACCCAAGAGCACUACAGAAGCGAAAGCCACUUCACCUUCGGACAACUGCACCUAUCAGAUCGAGGCAGUUUCCUAGCAAUUACACACGCGCUCCGUCCUGCACGCCCAAACCGCCAGGGAUUUCUUAAUGCAAAUGACGUUGAACUGUGUGUUGUCAUGAGAGACAGAAAAAUACACCAAAAACAGAAACCUGCAAGGGAGAGUUAUCUCCUUAUCUCUUUUUUUCUGUUUCAGCUGCUCAAGACUAUUUUUCUGAAAGUAUGGGCGGAGUUCACAGGCUGGGAACUGUGGUUGCUCCGCCCCACAAGCGUGAGGUCUGUUGUCACGUUGCCAUUAUAACCUUAAGACCGUAAACAGUGAUUAAACUCAACAUUAACUCAUCACCUUCGAUCACCCCCUGCCGGAUCUUAUGCAAUCGCAUACGAUAUCUGAACACUUCUGACCAUGUACUGGAGCUUCCGUACUGAACUUUAUGCAUUAUGACGCUGUCAGCGCAGUCGCCACCGCAUCGCCUCGCCUCCGCAAGCUCUACGGCAGGGCCAGCAUGCCAACGCCUUGAACACCAUCGCAUAUGGCUGCAUGUGGAACCAACCAAACAGUAUUGCUUCACGGAAUCAAAUCCAUUCAUAUUACAAAUAUAUCAACGGAGAUCUAUAAUUUUACGUCAUAUCUCUUCCCAUGGAAGAAUCGAGGUGGGAUUCAGCUGCGGAAGGCCAUGGUUUUGCAUUUUGUUCACGUCUCUCAGCACUUUUUGUGUUGAUGGGUUUUGAUUGGGUCCACCAAAUCAAUUUUAGCGAUUGUUUUCGACUCGCAGUCAACGUCACAGUGGCGCGGGAAUGACAGAAUUGAAUUGAGAACGUACAGGAAGAAAUAAGGUGAAAUGCUUUUUGGGAAAAAAACUUUGGUCACACUUUACAUCAGUGCUCAUGUUGCAUUGUGUUUAUAAUCGGAAACGCCAAUGCAAAUGAUCUGCCUGUGCUAAAUGUUAUAUUUUUGGUGCAGCUUGCGAUUCGGGUUGUCUAUUGCAGUUUUAGUAAUUAUCGUGUAAUAUGGACAUUGUCGUGUAAAGUGUCACUAAAAUUUACACUCGGAGGGCAAGAUGCAUGCAUGCUUAUUCACACAGGGUCGUCAUAUUCGAUGAUUAAGCAGUUGUGUAUCUGAGAUCUUUGCACAUGCAGUUUAAGGGCGUUUUCACACCUGUGUAUCGAUUGCUUUGUUCCGAAACCGGGGGUUAAAUCGCUACAAUAUUUAAAUUUAUUUUAGUUCGGUUCGCAUUCACAAGGCAAUAUUUCCAAACGGGCCAAACUUGGUUAAUAAAAGUCACGUGCGAGUAAACUCUCCUUCGAUUGGUCAGAGUGCAUAUGUUAAUUUUCCGGCCGGUAACGCGAGUGAUAAUGAGCGUCAGCUGCGCGUCGUCUCGCGUAUCUCACGGCGGAGCUCGGGAAGCAUAAAAGGAGGAGAAGGACGAGAGAGAACCAGGCCUGGAUUUUAUGUUAUGUUUUAUUGUGUUUGUGUGGCCUGCAGUUGACUGUGAGGGAGCUGUCAGCACUUUACUUUCGUUUUGUUGUUUGUUUAUUUUAUUAAAAGUUUGGUUUAACGUUCGCCGGUUCCCGCCUCCUUCCUUCCUUACUUUGAACAUUGUUACAGGGAGCCAUUAGCAAAACAAUCCCUUUUGCGUCACGCAACUUUACAUAAUUACCCAUCAUACAUUGUGAUACAGUCUGGUUCCUUGGGUCGGAUGGCUUUCACACGUCUACCGAACCGCUCCAGAGUUCGUUUGCAAUCGGGUCGAGACCACCUUGUUCAGGCGGUCUCGGAGCGAUUGUUUUGGGGCGGAUUUCUAGCGCGAUUGCCGUGUUCACAUAUGCCUAAACGAAUCGAACCAAGAGAGAAAACGCACCAGGUUCCGAAACAAACCCUUAUGUGUGAAAACGCCCUAAAUGUUGCAAACACAAUAGCAGGUCACCAAUAAAAUCGCCCUGAAUUAGCCAGUCAACAGUAUUACUUCAACACGUGUGCUUAUUAACAGUUUUGCCGCUUCUUAUUGGAAUUAAAACAAACAUUUGAACCUUCAGAAUCUGUUGCAGGUAAUCACUCCCACUUUUUCAGAUGUGAUUCAUUUGCAUCAUUUAUGCAGCUCAACAUUCAGGAUUGGGCAGUACAGUAAAAGCAUCAGCGUUUUCAUUUUUGUUUAUUUCGGUUUAUAAAAUACAAAUUUACACAAAUCGUUUCUGAAAUGAACCACUUAGCAAUAUCAGGUGACCACCUUAGCUCUCUUUACACCUUGUUUGUGUUGUAACUCAUGUGAGUUGAUGAUUUGUGACGGGGAGGGGUUGGUUAUCCAUUUAAGAGUGUGGUUGCAUAUCGGAAAAGAUAAAUAGUAUUUUUAUGCUAUAUGCGAAUAUCAAAUUGUAUUUAUUUCUAUAUUAUUGUAAAUAUAGACAUCAUUGAAAUUAAAGUAACAUGGCGACAUGUUUUACUUUUAAAGUUUUGCCUCAAACUUUUAUGUUGAAAGCCAUUGCGUGUCAACAGAAUCCUGUUCCACAACUGGAUCAUAACAGAAAGCCACAACAAUCUUACAAUCUGAUUACAUUUAAGUUUCCUACAUUGUAUAUUUAUAAUUUUGAGUUUUUCGUUGCUUUAUGGGCAUUUUUAUCUAAUCUAAAUAAGGGCUCAAUCUGUCUGUCUGCUUUUGCUCAAUUUCUGCAAUAUUUUGGUACUGUUGAAUAUUUGAAGCGGUAUUGAUAAUAUGUCAUAUUUGCAAUGCGUUCUUUUCAACCAUGUUUGUCCAAAUUUUAUCUGUUUGAUUUAUAUUCUGUGUGUUCUGGGCAUUCGAAGAAAGAGGUAACAACAAAUCACCUUGCUGGUGUUGCAUUGACCUGGGGGACACGAUAUAUACGGCAACUGAUUCAUUUGUUUUAUAAAUGACCACCUUAAAACAUCUACUGUACUGAGCCGGGACAGACAAACACAGCGAUCAUGUUCAACUCUGUAUGUCCUUAACAAAUGUGAAUGCAAUUCUAAAAGCUUUUAGGAUUGGGGAAUGUUAAAUUCAUUUUAUUAUUAUUGCUGUAGUUCUUUUUUAUUUUAUUUGUUUUGAUCUGAGCUGUUGUGUUGUGGCUAGCAGUUUCUCCUCCUCACCUGUAGGAGGCAGUAGGUUGCUGCUUGGGACAUCGGCUUGAUUGUCAUCAUUACAUUUUCUACCACAGUAACAUCUAAUGCACGUUUUCAAAUGCCUGCGCACAAACACAUAGACAUUUGAAAUAUCCAACACUUGAUUAAAGUGUUGAAAUUCCACAGCAAUUGAAAUUUUGAGAAAAACAAGAUUUUCCAGAAGUGGGGCCAUGUUCACGUCAUAUCUGCGAUCCUCUGGGAAACAAACACAUACUGGAAAAAUGUGUUUGAUAACUGGAGGUCACGUAACGCUCUUGCUUAUUAUUUUUAUACCGUAUGUCGUAUUCAUUUUCCAUGAAUGUAACACAUUUGAGGUGAUCGAAGCAAAAGUUCAGCCACUGGUUGUUUUACCGCUGGAGUGGUUUAAUUUCCUCAGGGAAAUGCGUGUCUCUGUAAUGAUUAGUGAUAAAUAAAUGAA